UUAUUUGGAUCUUUGUUUAAUUCAUUGGCCAAUGGGUUAUAAAGAAGGAGAAGAUUUAUUUCCAAAAGUUGAUAAUAAAAUUUUGUUGUCAGAUGUUGAUUUUAUGGAAACUUGGGGGGCUUUGGAAGAAGCUGUUUUUAAAGAAAAAGUGCGGUCAAUUGGAUUGUCUAAUUUUAAUACUAAACAAAUACAAAAAGUUAUUAGUAAUUGUAGAAUACGCCCAGCUGUUUUACAGACAGAAAUUCAUGUUUAUUUCCAACAAGACGAAUUAUUUAAAUUUUGUAAAGUCAAUGGAAUUAAUGUUGUUGCCUCUUGUCCUCUUGCCUCGUCAAAUGAAAAUCCUUUUCGAAAGAGUGAUUAUCCUUCUGUUUUUAAUGAUCCAGUUAUUAAGAAAAUUGCUGAUGAACUUGGACAGACAAAUGCCCAAAUUGCAUUACAUUAUUUAAUUCAAAAAGGACUUUCAGUUAUUCCAAAAUCUUCAAAUGAGGCUAGAAUGAAUGAAAAUAUAAGAAUUAUUAGAUUUAUGUUAAAUGACGAACAGAUGGAAAAAAUGAGUAAACUUGAUACUAGAAAGAGAAUUAUUCAUUUAGAAUUGAGUUGUCAUUCUCCUUUAUAUCCUUGGAAAUGA
Meloidogyne enterolobii is the source of this 628-nucleotide messenger RNA. Lineage: Eukaryota; Metazoa; Nematoda; Chromadorea; Rhabditida; Meloidogynidae. The record is from the annotation of a GenBank genome assembly.